Molecule: messenger RNA, 3184 nt
Organism: Dermochelys coriacea (leatherback sea turtle)
Lineage: Eukaryota; Metazoa; Chordata; Testudines; Dermochelyidae
Gene: STK25
Product: serine/threonine kinase 25
Exons: 12
Coding region: 375-1652 (425 amino acids)
Biological process (GO): protein phosphorylation
Molecular function (GO): protein kinase activity; ATP binding
Source: RefSeq, a predicted model, not a curated record
AGGAAGGAAGGCCUCCCCGCCUGCUGGGGGCUGUAGUCCUCGCUUCCCCCGGAGGCCGAUGCACUCUCGCCGAGCAGGAGGACUAAUGAACUACAAGUCCCAGAAGCCUCCAUUCUCUCCCGUCCCGAGCCUAUCGCUCCCCUUUGCCUGCCGGGUAUUGUAGUCCGUAGCUUGACUCCGCCCUGGCGGGCGGCUGAGAGAGAACUACACGUCCCAGGAGGCUGUGCGGCGUGCCUGUCCCUUCGGUGUUGUUGCGUCUGCCCCCGCCGCUGCUGCUGACUGUUUGGUGGCUGAAAUAGCACUGCUCCAUCCCUGUGCAACAGGACCCCAGCCACCCGGUUUUACAGAAGUGGAUGUCUUAGCAUCUUUGGGCCAUGGCUCAUCUGAGGGAUUUUGCUAAUGAGCACUCCAGGGUGGACCCAGAAGAACUGUUCACCAAGCUGGAGAGGAUUGGCAAAGGCUCGUUCGGUGAGGUGUACAAAGGAAUCGACAACCGCACCAAGGAGGUGGUUGCCAUCAAGAUCAUUGACCUGGAGGAGGCGGAGGAUGAAAUUGAGGACAUCCAACAGGAGAUCACUGUGCUCAGUCAGUGUGACAGCCCCUACAUAACCCGCUACUAUGGGUCCUAUCUGAAGAGUACCAAGCUGUGGAUAAUUAUGGAGUACUUGGGUGGAGGCUCAGCACUGGAUUUGCUAAAGCCAGGACCCUUGGAAGAGACCUACAUUGCCACUAUCCUGCGGGAAAUCCUCAAGGGCUUAGAUUACCUGCACUCUGAGAGGAAGAUUCACAGGGACAUCAAAGCUGCCAACGUGCUGCUAUCAGAACAAGGGGAUGUGAAACUGGCUGACUUUGGUGUGGCUGGACAGCUGACGGACACCCAGAUCAAAAGAAAUACGUUUGUUGGGACUCCCUUCUGGAUGGCACCAGAGGUCAUCAAACAGUCUGCCUAUGACUUUAAGGCAGAUAUCUGGUCCCUUGGAAUUACAGCCAUUGAACUCGCAAAGGGAGAGCCCCCGAAUUCUGACCUGCAUCCUAUGCGGGUGCUCUUUCUGAUCCCCAAAAACAACCCUCCAACAUUGGAGGGACAUCACAGCAAGCCCUUCAAAGAAUUUGUGGAAGCCUGUCUCAACAAGGACCCUAGAUUUAGGCCAACUGCGAAAGAGUUGCUAAAGCACAAGUUCAUCACACGCUAUACCAAGAAAACCUCAUUCCUCAUGGAGCUGAUUGACCGAUUCAAGCGCUGGAAGUCAGAGGGCCAUGGAGAGGACUCCAGCUCUGGUGAUUCUGACAUUGAUGGAGACGCAGAAGAUGGAGACCAGGGUCCAAUCUGGACGUUCCCACCAACUAUUCGCCCCAGUUCCCUUAAACUGCACAAAGGAAUAGCUCUCCAUGGCUCUCAGAAGUCUGCUGAGCCCAUCAAGCGGCAGCCCCGAUCACAAUGUCUCUCCACGCUUGUCCACCCAGUCUUUGGGGAGCUCAAAGACAAGCACAAGCAGACUGGAGGGAAUGUGGGAGCUAUGGAGGAGCUGGAGAAUGCCUUUAGCUUGGCUGAGGAGUCCUGCCCAGGCAUCUCUGACAAACUGAUAGCACACAUGGUGGAGCGCGUACAAAGGUUUUCACAUAGCCGGAACCACCUGACUUCAGCCCGCUGACCAGUACAGUCAUUGCUGCUCUUUAAUGGGGAGGGAGGAUUUUCCCAACAUCAUAAGAACUACAUCUCUAAUCCAGACCACUGUCAUCUGCUGUUGGAUGUAACAUUGUGACUCCAGGACAUUUCAGAGCCUUCAUCUAUACAUGUUUCCAUGACAACCAAGGGUGGGGGUCACAAUGCAAGUACAAUUUAGACCUUUUGCAGAGCCCAAGGAGGGAUGGUCUAAUUGUUUUUACACUGUUCUUAAUGGAGUUUUUAAUUGUUCUCUCUGUGGAUGUAUCCUUUUUAUUUGAUUCAGAGCUUGUUAAAAGGUAAAAUCCUGGCUGGUGGAGCAAGAGGGAAGUUCUCCUGUACUCAGAUGUUUCAAAAGGGAAGUAUGUUGGGUUUAGCCUUCUCCUCUCCCACAAGGAAGUGUAGGUGAAUGGUAAUUCACAAGGAGUGCAGAUGGCUCCAGGCUUUCCAUACACUACAGCAUUCUAGUGGAGUCAGAGCAGCACUCUAGCCCCACAAGGAUUUUUUCAACUCCUUUAGAUACUAGUGGAACAAAGGCUUUAACUAGCAGCAGUGAAAGUAAGUUUGCUGCUGUCCCUCUACUUUUCAUUCAAGAGUUGCUGCAUUGUUUUGUCACUUUCACAGGAUGGGUUUGCUGACUGCUCUGCCAGCGGUUCUGGGGAUAUCGCUCUUUAACUAGGCCUUGCUUUACUUAAGCUACACUAGAGCAAAGUUUGCCUCACUUCCAUAGAGCAGAAGGGACAAGGCAGCUGCAUUUGGUUUAAAACUAUCUCAAAUGGGGGUUAGGAGUUGCUUAUGCUCCCUUCAGAGCCUCCUCCUGCUGCUUCUCACGUGACCAGCAGACGUACCAGGUGCGUUGGCUUGUGGCAGACUGAGCGCCAUGACUCUCCUAAGGUGAGACAGACUAAACACUAAGAUUAAAGUGCAUUAGAAAAGGGACCUUUGUCAUGCAAAGAUGUUUAAAAGAUUAGUCUGAAAUUCUUUAAAAUGAUUCUCAAUUGAAGAAAAUUCAGCUUUUACUUUACCUAUUAAAUGGCUGGUAUCAUUGCUCCUUGGUGGCUAUAUCCCAAAUGCUGUGAUUGGGAUACCAAAGUCAAUUUCUCCCCCACUUUACUCUCAUGAACCAUUUCUUAAAACUCUGCUCUAAAUGACUUGAAGCCAACAGUCUCAGCCAGAAGUACAGUCCAGAUAAUAAGCUGCAUCUCUCAUUGCUUUGAAAUGUUAAUAGACACUUUAGUCAUUCAAGGUAUUCUCAUGGAGCAACUUCAACUAGUUUUGCUUUCUUGACAAUGUUAGUUUAGCCAGGAAUUUCAGUUCUCCAUUUUAUUUCAUAGAUUUGUAUACAAGAUACUCCAAGGAUCUGGAAGGAAACCAGGCUUGUAAAGAGACAGGGCUGAAAUUUUGAAAGCUGGAUACCUAAAGCUAAGCAGCUAAAUCUAUAUUCACAUAAGUGAUGUGACUUCAGGUAGCUCCUACAGCUUCCCUAGAAGCCAAUGGGAGCUGCAGAUGCUCAGCACCUCU